UAACGCCGAGUUACGCCCAUUCGUCACUCCCGCUACGUAACGCGUCACUACGCUUCCGCGUAGUAGUGACGUCAGUCUCGCGGGAUGAGUUUUGCGGCUUUGGGAUUUUCUGUAAGGCAGGUGGCUAGAAGCCUCCAGUUAACAGCUUUGCGGGAGGUACUUCAGACAAAAGGCAACAGAAACAUGAACAGCCUAGCCGUAAAGCAAAUUGUCAAUGACAUCUGCAAGUCUCCAGAGGACAAGCGAGAGUACAGAGGCCUGGAGCUAGCAAAUGGAAUCAGGGCCAUCGUUAUUCGUGACCCCACCACUGAUAAAUCUUCUGCAGCUCUGGAUGUUCAUAUCGGAUCCCUAUCUGAUCCCAGCAAUAUCGCUGGUCUUGCACACUUCUGUGAGCACAUGUUAUUCUUGGGGACUCAAAAAUAUCCAAAAGAAAACGAGUACAGCCAGUUUCUCAGUGAGCAUGCUGGCAGCUCCAAUGCCUUCACUAGUGGAGAACACACCAACUACUACUUUGACGUGUCCCAUGAACAUCUGGAAGGUGCCCUCGACAGGUUUGCCCAGUUUUUCCUUUGCCCCUUGUUCGAUGAAAGCUGUAAGGACCGUGAAGUGAAUGCCGUGGAUUCUGAGCAUGAGAAAAAUCUAAUGAACGAUGCCUGGAGACUAUUUCAGCUGGAGAAAGCCACAGGAAAUCCCAAUCAUCCAUUCAGUAAAUUUGGAACAGGCAACAAGCUUACCCUUGAGACAAGACCAACUCAGCAAGGGAUUGAUAUCAGACAAGAGUUGCUUCAAUUUCAUUCUACAUAUUAUUCAUCUAAUUUGAUGUCCUUGUGUGUCCUCGGAAGAGAAUCUCUUGACAGCUUGACAGAACUGAUAAUAAAGCUAUUUGCGGAGGUUGAGAAUAAAAAUGUGCCCCUCCCAGAAUUCCUUGAUAAUCCUUUUCAGGAAGAACACCUUCGGCAAAUGUACAAGAUCGUGCCCAUUAAGGAUAUCCGAAACCUCUACGUCACGUUCCCAAUUCCCGAUCUUCAGAAAUAUUACAAGUCUAACCCAGGCCAUUACCUUGGUCAUCUCAUCGGCCACGAGGGACCUGGAAGUCUGCUCUCUGAACUGAAGGCCAAAGGCUGGGUAAAUACUCUUGUUGGGGGACAAAAAGAAGGUGCCAAGGGAUUCAUGUUUUUCAUCAUCAAUGUGGAUCUGACUGAAGAAGGCCUGUUGCAUGUGGAUGACAUCAUUUUCCACAUGUUUCAAUAUAUCCAAAAGCUCCGGACAGAAGGCCCCCAAGAGUGGGUGUUCCAGGAAUGCAAGGAUCUGAAUGCAGUGGCCUUUCGAUUCAAGGAUAAGGAGCGACCAACAGGAUAUACAUCUAAGCUUGCAGGAUUGCUGCAUUACUAUCCCCUAGAAGAAGUACUGUCUGCUGAGUAUUUACUGGAAGAAUUCAGGCCAGACUUGAUAGAAAUGGUUCUUGAUAAACUGAGGCCAGAAAAUGUCCGGGUGGCAGUUGUUUCCAAGUCGUUUGAAGGCAAGACAGACCGCACAGAAGAGUGGUACAACACCCAGUAUAAGCAAGAAGACAUUGCACAAGAGGUUCUUGAGAAAUGGCAGAAGGCAGAUCUCAAUGGCAAAUUUAAACUACCAAUGAAGAACGAGUUUAUUCCUACAAAUUUCGAGAUUAUACCCUUGGAAAAGGAUGCAACACCGUUUCCAGCUUUGAUUAAGGACACUGCAAUGAGUAAAUUGUGGUUUAAACAAGAUGAUAAGUUCUUCCUGCCCAAAUCAUGUCUCAACUUUGAGUUUUUCAGCCCAUUUGCUUAUGUGGAUCCUUUACAUUGUAACAUGGCCUAUUUGUACCUUGAACUACUCAAAGAUUCCCUCAACGAGUAUGCAUAUGCAGCAGAGCUAGCCGGCUUGAACUAUGAUCUGCAAAAUACCAUCUAUGGGAUGUAUCUCUCUCUGAAAGGAUACAGCGACAAGCAGCAUAUCCUGCUCAAGAAGAUCAUUGAGAAAAUGGCUUCCUUUGAAAUAGACGAGAAAAGAUUUGACAUUAUCAAAGAAGCCUAUAUGCGUUCUCUGAAUAACUUCCGAGCAGAACAGCCGCACCAGCAUGCCAUGUAUUACCUCCGCUUGCUGAUGACUGAAGUGGCCUGGACCAAAGAUGAACUAAAAGAAGCUUUAGACGAUGUCACUCUUCCCCGUCUGAAGGCCUUCAUUCCUCAGCUGCUGUCUCGGCUGCACGUGGAAGCUCUUCUUCAUGGAAACAUCACAAAGCAGACUGCGUUGGGCAUAAUGCAGAUGGUGGAGGACACGCUUAUUGAACAUGCCCACACCAAACCUCUUCUUCCAAGUCAGCUGGUCAGAUACCGUGAAGUCCAGUUGCCAGACGGAGGCUGGUUUGUGUAUCAGCAGAGGAAUGAGGUCCAUAAUAACUGCGGCAUUGAGAUCUAUUAUCAGACGGACAUGCAGAGUACAUCGGAGAACAUGCUGCUGGAACUCUUCUGUCAGAUCAUCUCCGAGCCUUGCUUCAACACGCUGCGCACCAAGGAGCAGUUAGGCUACAUUGUGUUCAGUGGCCCCCGCAGGGCUAAUGGGAUCCAGGGUCUGAGAUUCAUUAUUCAGUCCGAGAAGCCGCCUCAUUAUUUAGAGAGCCGCGUGGAGGCCUUCUUACAGACCACAGAGAAGUCCCUGGAAGAGAUGACGGAGGAAGCGUUCCAGAAGCACGUCCAGGCGCUAGCAAUACGUCGUCUAGACAAGCCAAAGAAACUCUCCGCCGAGUGUGCAAAGUACUGGGGGGAAAUCAUUUCCCAGCAAUAUAAUUUUGACAGAGACGACAUUGAAGUUGCCUAUCUGAAGACUCUGACAAAGGAGGGUAUCGUGAACUUCUGCAAGAAUAUACUGUCCGUGGAUGCCCCAAGAAGACACAAAGUAUCUGUGCACGUUCUUGCCAGAGAGAUGGAGUCCUGUCCUGUAGUGGGAGAGUUUCCAGGUCAAAAUGAUGUUAAUCUCGCUCCAGCACCCGCCCUUCCUCAGCCCGUUGUGAUUAACAAUAUGACGGAGUUCAAGAGGAGUUUGCCUCUCUUCCCUCUCGUCAAAAGCCACAUUAACUUCAUGGCCGCGAAAUUAUGAUCCCGGCUCUGCAACGCGACGGCACCCGCUGAACCAGGCGCUGCUGCUGCUAAAGACAUGCCGUGGCUUGCGAGUGACGAGUAAAUCUGGUUGCAGUAGUAGGACUUUUAGUAGAACAAUAAUCUCUGUAGUAAGGAAAAAAAAAAAAAUAAUUAUCUGGUUGACGUGUUGAUUUGAUUGGUUGGUGCCACUUGAUGCAAACACUGGCAUUGGAUUGGGGCGAGAAGGACAACUAGACUUUUACAUGGAAAUAUUAUAUUACACUUAAUGCUGAUAUGUAAAUUAUUUAUGAACGUAGGAUUAUUCUUAAUGAAAAACAAAACCUUGGCUGACCAGACUGUUGGGUUUAGCUAGAAUGCCAUAGAUUUGUGCUGUGAGGCAGCCAUCUUCCCCUGCGCCAUGUGACUUCAUUGUUUAAAGGGAACAUAUACCCACCUGUAUACAAUCUUGCUGAGCAUGUACACAAGUUUUAUUCCCUAGCAGGAAUGUGUAACAGGAGCACCCACUGCUGUUUUGUCAGGGCGAGUGGGGAUAGAAAAGCCAAAGCUUAAUUUACUGAUGUGAUCGGGUGAGUAGAAAAGUGUCCGUAGACCCUUCCAGCAUCAGUAACUUGAACUUUUUUUGCCUUUCUGUCUGGUCCAACAGGCGGUACUUCUGUUACACAUUCAUGAUAUUAAAUUGCAAGAGUACUCAGAAGAGCAAUGUGAAAUUGUUAUAUGGGUGGGUACAUGUGCCCAUUAAAAGGCCAAUCAAGUCUUCCGCUUCGUGAUAACUGCGCAUGCGCCGUAAGUGAUGAAGAUUUCCAAAGGGAAGACCAGAAGAUUACGGAAGCGCUUUGGCAAUUUUCGUCACUUACGGCGCAUGCGCAGUUAUCACAAAGCGGAAGACUGCUCUUAACUGCACAUGCGCCGAUACGGCGAAUACUUACUGAGCUUACCGAAGUAGUUAAAGAUGGCUCCUGUGAGCUGCUGACUCUGCAACAAGGGGUAAUUACAGGAUUAGAGGCGAUUACUGGUGCAGGGAGGGGGGACUAUGGAGGGUUGGGGGGGUUGAAUUCUCCUUUAAUGUUAAUUAUCAUGUGAUUUGUUUUUUCCAAUUGUUAGUGAACACCGAGGGGCACUUUCUAGAAACCACUCAAAUACCUUUUUUGUUCUGAAAAAACUUUUUUUUUUUAAUUAAGACUUGGUUUUUAUUAGGAAACCUUUGUCGCAGCUGCUGAUAUUUUUAUGCAAGUCACAGAGCCGGGGGAAUUAGCCAACAGUAAAGUAGUGCGACUUCUCUUAAGCCUCAAAGCACAACUCUAACACGAUGCAUCUCCGCAUGAUUUUAAUCUUUCUAUCCAUCUGUUUGCAAUUUUAUGGCUCAGUUGGUAGAACGCAGACUCUAUGUAAUAUGCACAAACUUUUCCUUUGGCAACGUAUAAUAAAUGCUGAACUUUUUUUGGGAGGCCGAAAGUUCUCUCGUCUGGGAAUUGUCUCCGGCAACCACGGAGUUAAAGCUCCAUCUCAGUCUGUUUUCUCAGGUUUUCUCUGGUUUUGCCCUUUAGACUUUAUAAAUAAAAGUGUUUUAUUUAAAUGAAA
Xenopus laevis (African clawed frog) is the source of this 4700-nucleotide messenger RNA. RefSeq names its product insulin degrading enzyme L homeolog (gene ide.L). Gene Ontology annotation, biological process: amyloid-beta clearance; amyloid-beta metabolic process; hormone catabolic process. The record is from RefSeq and is a predicted model, not a curated record. Gene Ontology annotation, cellular component: cytosol; plasma membrane; mitochondrion. Lineage: Eukaryota; Metazoa; Chordata; Amphibia; Anura; Pipidae. Bases 85 to 3120 code for a protein of 1011 amino acids. The transcript is spliced from 25 exons. Gene Ontology annotation, molecular function: metalloendopeptidase activity; metal ion binding.